Molecule: messenger RNA, 1047 nt
Organism: Fraxinus pennsylvanica
Lineage: Eukaryota; Viridiplantae; Streptophyta; Magnoliopsida; Lamiales; Oleaceae
Source: the annotation of a GenBank genome assembly
AUGGGAGAAGUGGAUCCUGCUUUCAUCCAAGCCAUUGAACAUCAGCCUAAACUUGACAUAACUGAAGCCGAAGGCAUCCCAUUAAUCGAUCUCUCCCCGCUGAAUUCCUCUAAUACAGAUGCUGACUUGUCAAGUUUAGUAACUGAGAUAGGUGAUGCUUGCAAGAACUGGGGGUUUUUCCAGGUGAUCAACCAUGGGAUGCCAUCAAAGUGUCGUGAAAGGAUUGAAUUAGUGGCGAGGAAAUUCUUUGCUUUAUCGAAAGAGGAGAAGAAGAAGGUCAGUAAAGAUGAAGUCAACCCUUUGGGAUAUUACGAUACUGAGCUUACUAAAAAUGUCAGGGACUGGAGAGAAGUGUUCGAUUUUACUUUAAUGAAUCCGGCAAUUAUACCAGCUUCUCCUGAGCCUGAGGAUAAGGAACUUAAACAGUUGAUUAAUCAGUGGCCUGAAUAUCCUCCUGAAUUAAGGGAUGCUUGUGAAGAGUAUGCUGCAGAAAUGGAAAAACAAGCUUACAAGUUACUCGAACUCAUUGCCUUGAGCUUAGGCUUGCCGAAAACUCGAUUGAAUGGCUUCUUUAGGGAUAACAAUAGUUAUGCCAGGCUCAAUCACUAUCCACCAUGCCAUGUUCCUCAUUUAGUGCUCGGUCUUGGUCGACACAAGGAUGGCGGUGCCGUGACCAUCCUUGCUCAAGACGAUGUUGGAGGACUUGAAGUGAAGAGGAAAACGGAUGGAGAGUGGAUUUUUGUCAAACCUACACCUAAUGCUUUUAUCGUCAAUGUUGGUGACGUAAUGCAGGUUUGGAGUAAUGAUAAGUACGAAAGUGUAGAGCACAGGGUGAUGGUCAAUUCUGAGAAGGAAAGAUUCUCAUUUCCAUUCUUCUUCUCUCCUGCACAUUCCACUUGGGUGGAACCCCUGGAGGAGCUGAUAAACAAAGAUAAUCCUGCCAAAUACAAGGCUUAUAACUGGGGAAAGUUUUACGCGAAUAGAAGGCGCAGUAAUAUCAAGAACCUUGGUGUCGAAAACAUUCAAAUUUAUCAUUUCAGGAUUUAG